This is a messenger RNA of Rotaria socialis, 735 nucleotides long. The record is from the annotation of a GenBank genome assembly. Lineage: Eukaryota; Metazoa; Rotifera; Eurotatoria; Philodinida; Philodinidae.
AUGGCCUGCUGUUUAUGUGCGAAAUACAUUCUUCUAUUUUUUAAUUUACUUAUAUGGUUAACUGGCGGUGCUUUUCUUAGCUGUGGAAUUCUUGUUUUAUAUAAACGUGAUCUACAUGAACUAUUUGCACUAUUAUCUUAUGAUUCACAACUUGUACCAUCGUUUCAUAAUGUUGGCUACGUAUUAAUUGGUGUUGGUGCACUUGUGUUUAUUGUGGGUUUACUUGGCUGCUGUGGUUCCGUGCGUGAAUCUCGACUUUUACUUGGACUUUACGUCUUUUUCAUUAUACUUGUCAUGGGUGGAGAACUUGCUGUAGCAAUGUAUACAGUAGUAUUAGGUGAUGAAUGGGAUAGAAGUUUACCAAAUACAUUAAAAAGUCGUCUUUCAACAUAUAACUAUACCGUUCCACAAAGAUUUGAAUACGAUUUGGAUAUCGUUCAGAAACAGUUUUCAUGUUGUGGUAUUCAUGGUCCAUCAGAUUUUCAUGAUAAUACUGAUUAUAAAAUAUAUGGUAAUCGUCUUCCGUCGUCCUGUUGCAAUAUUCUAUCGAAUGGUAUUUGCAAUGAAUCUGAUUCAUAUCGAUUAGGUUGUUUUCAAAUCAUAAAUGACAAUAUACAACUUUAUUCAAAAUUAAUUGUAACUGUUGGAGUUGGCAUUGCUUUACUUGAAUUAACUGCAUUAAUUAUGGCCGUAUGUGUUUGUCGAAAUACAACAGAAGAAGAUGAAUUUUAUUAA